AUGCUCUCAGCUAUCCACCCAUUUCGAAGGCCUAUGUGCAGCGAACACCUGGUCGGGGCCGCCGAGGAGGAGUCACGGAAGCGUCCUACCUUUGUUCCUCCAACGGGAGCAGGCGAGUCUGCUAAGCCAGAAUGCAUGAGUACCGUUAGAUACAUCCGCGUCCCAGGUCCCUGGGAGAGAGAGGCAAGACCGGACCUACCACCAGAGUGCUUCGAAGCACGGGAGCCGCGGCCUGGCGAAGUGAUAUAUGUGACCAAAGGCAAUCGUGUAGCUACGGGAGGGACCGCAUUUAUUGAACAGUUGCCAUCUGGGAACAUAGUCAAAACCCCCAAACCACACCCCCUCCUCUAUAAAAAACAUUGCUACAAUAUGUGCUUGGAGGCUUCGAUAUACGAGAAGAUUGGUAGUCAUAGAAGUAUACCACGAAUCGUCGAAUGGGACUCGAAAUCUUGCUGCCUUACAAUGGAGUAUAUGGAGAACGGCAAUCUUCGCGAGUAUAUCCGAGAAAACCACGACAAUAUAACCCUCGAGCUCCGCUACCGAUGGGCAAGGCAGGCUGCUGAAGGCCUGAGUGUUGUUCAUUCUGUUGUUGCCGUACACUGCGACAUCUCGCCAAGAAACUUCUUGCUCGAUGGCGACCUAAACUUAAAGAUUUCGGAUUUUGGCGGUGGGUCGCUAUUGGGUUCUACGCCGUCCGUAGUUUCCGGUACGCGAUUCUUACCUCCCGGCUUUGACGAGGAUGCCCCGCCAGCUUUCAAAGACGAUAUAUUUAGUCUAGGAUCCUUGAUUUAUUUCAUAAUGGUAGGGAAAUACCCCCACGAAGAGGCUCCAAGCGAUGAGGUUGAGAAGCUAUAUGGAAUGUAUAUGUUCCCUGAUAUAACGCACGUCAGUUGCGGAGCAGUCAUCAAACAAUGUUGGGAGAUGCAACUAGAUACAGCUCAAGAGUUGCAUGACCGCCUGGAGGCUCUUGCACCUGCCCGCUGCCCGGAUACUGAACCUCCAGCUUUAGUAGUUCUCACCGAGUACCAUACCUAG
Messenger RNA from Venustampulla echinocandica, 1035 nucleotides. RefSeq lists its product as uncharacterized. Gene Ontology annotation, biological process: protein phosphorylation. The transcript is spliced from 2 exons. The record is from RefSeq and is a predicted model, not a curated record. Gene Ontology annotation, molecular function: protein kinase activity; ATP binding. Bases 1 to 1035 code for a protein of 344 amino acids. NCBI's taxonomy places the organism in Eukaryota, Fungi, Ascomycota, Leotiomycetes, Helotiales, Pleuroascaceae.